AUGCUGCAGAAUGGGAUUGACUUAAGCACUGUUGAUGUUAGCUAUGUCAGUAGCCGCUCAUGGUACUUUCUUAAUCUGUUUGGAUUAAGAGGUUUGUUUAGUCUCAUUCUGGGAGAAGAAAAUGCAAUGGAUGAUACUCAACGUAUGAUGCAAAUGAGUGGGUUUGGUUUUGAUCCAUCAAAGAGCUUGGGCGCUGAGAAGGACAGUCUUGACAUAGUCCAGCAUGAUUGGGCCUUACCAAAAUUUGAGCACCGUGCUGAAGCAGUGUUGAAGAAACUUGCCAUUUGA
Messenger RNA from Prunus armeniaca (apricot), 288 nucleotides. Lineage: Eukaryota; Viridiplantae; Streptophyta; Magnoliopsida; Rosales; Rosaceae. The record is from the annotation of a GenBank genome assembly.